Molecule: messenger RNA, 912 nt
Organism: Punica granatum (pomegranate)
Lineage: Eukaryota; Viridiplantae; Streptophyta; Magnoliopsida; Myrtales; Lythraceae
Source: RefSeq, a predicted model, not a curated record
CCCAUUCUGAAUCUCUUUCUUAUUUCCUCAGAGAAAAUCUCUUUUCCCAUUCAAACCAAACUCUCUCUCUCUCUCCCUCUCUCUCUCUCUCUCUCUCUGGAGAACAGCAUCAAGAAUUUCGAAGCAAAAGACUCUUUCCUCUUAUUCCUCUCAGCCGGGGCAGCCUGAAUUCCGGCAUCUGUUCCGAUUCCUCCAUCAAAAAUCCAAUCUUUUGCGCCCUGUCGUGUUCCGGAGAUACGAUUUUUGUCCUGCCCUAUUCUUGCUCUGUUCUGGCCGGUGAUGGGAUUCCCGAAGAAGCCACAGAUGGAUGGGUGCCUGGAACCCGAGGGCAAGAGGUGGGUAAUCGCCGGGAUAUCAAUACGCGCCCCGCUGAAGCCGGUAAACACAAAGCUGAGGCUGAAAGAAGGCGAAGAAGAGGAUGAGGAGCCGUGCUCAACGACCCCGACGUCCAGGGAAUCAAGAAUACCCGAGAAGCUCCCCUGCCCGCCUGCCCCAAGGAAGCGCCGGCCUCCAUCGAAGUGCCACCUGAACGGUGCUAGGGAGUUCUUCGCGCCACCGGACUUGGAGACGGUGUUUAAACUCCGAACGGAGAGGACGAAUUGACUGAGUCCAAAUUCGUAGUUGUUAGCGAAGGCUGAGGUUUUUAGAGUUUUUUUUUUUCUUUUUCUCUUCUUCUUUUGUUGUGUUUUUAUUUUUUAAUUUAAUCUCUUCUCUGCCAAGGGGUUGCUGAGAAGAGGUGACCAUGUACAAUCUUCGAACAUAAAUAUGGGAGAUGACCAUUUGCAUCUUCCUAGUCCACAGUUCGGUUUCCUGUUCGGGCCGGUUGUUCCUGUUCGACUGUAAAGUGAGGAUCUUUGUUCAUCCAUCAGUAGCAAGGUUAUGAAUUUACGAAGCAAUCAGCUCUUAGUUACA